UUAUUUCAAUGCCUAUCACAGUUACUUUGUAGUAUAUUUUAGACAUUGAUAUUUUGGUUGUUUUCCUUAUUAACAUUAAAAAUGGGUUCCAAAGUUUCGUUGGAUCUUCAAGAUGAAGAGAUAGAGAGUAUCCAAAAAGAGACCGGAUUUUCCCCAAAUCAAAUUAUUCGUCUCUUUACAAGAUUCACAAGUUUGGAUAAAGAAGAAAAUGGAUUUUUAUCGAGAGAUUCAUUCUUGAGGAUUCCAGAACUUGCAAUAAAUCCUCUUGCAGACAGAAUUGUGGAAUCAUUUUUUGAAAAAGGUCAUGAUCAUGUCAACUUCAGGCAGUUCAUGAGGACAUUGGCUGUGUUUCGUCCUUUAACUAAUAAAACACUCGAAACAGCAGUUAAUAGCCGAAAUAAGAAGCUAGAAUUUGUUUUUUCAUUGUAUGAUUCUGACAAUGAUGGAAAGAUUUCUAAGAAAGAUUUAUUGGAUAUUUUAAGUUUGAUGGUUGGAGCUAAUAUAAGUCCAGAUCAACUUUCCUAUAUCGCCGAACGAACUAUUUUAGAAAGUGAUAAAGAUAAUGAUAGAAGCAUCAGCCGUGAAGAAUUUUUAAGGGCAAUGGAUGCAGCAAACUGCAAUACAAAAAUGAGCGUGCGCUUUCUGGAUUAAUCACCACAUUUUAAGCAUACAUCAGUUUGAUUUAUUAUGAAAAGUUAUGUCUGUCUUGUACUGUGAAUUUUGUAGAUGAUUUUGUAUGUAUGAAGGGUUACUCAACUACAGUUAUUCAAAAUCAUAGUAGAUUCCUAUGAAUCAUUGGAUGAUUGUCCAGUGCCCGGACCUCCAGAAGUAUCUGCACCAAAAUGGCACACAUCCUGAACAUAGUAUGUGUACCAGGUUAGGGUUCAGGUUGUGCCCCAUCUUGGGUGCACAUACUUUGGGAGCGCCCAGUGCCCUGUUUGGGGCUGAAAAGUGAAAUACUUUUAUAAAAAAGAAAUUUUAUUAAUCUGUAUCUACUAUUCUAAUCUAAAUGUGUAGAGUGUAAAAAUAACAUAAAUUACUGUGGCUUUGAUUUAAAGGUUGUUCAUAUGAAACAAAUUCUAACAUCCCUACACUGGUCUAAAUUCUGAGUUUGACGAAAAUAUGGAGGCAAUGAAAAAAAAACAGAUGUACUACAUCCAUUGUUUUUUUUUCGUGCUCCUUACUUGGCAAUCUCAGUAUUACUCAUUGUCAGGUGAAUGAAACGGACCAGUCAUUUUAGUCCACAUACAGUGUGUUGUAACUGCUAGGUCUAGCCCUCAAAAGGGCAAUUGCGUAUUUCACAUGCUCUGUCUCGUCCAUGUCAUUUUUUUUUCAAUGUAUCGCACAUUUUGUCUGUAUUCAUUCAUACAGAUUGAAGUGCAAAAUUUAUUUUCAGUCACAUAUUAACAGACGAAUAAAAUAAUACAAUAAAUUUUUACUUCUUUUCAUCGGGACCACGGGACAUUCUCAUCUUCCUGUAACAAACAUAUUUUUCAACUUAUUGUCGACCAAUAUAUGUGUAUGAGAUUUUUAAUUGUAGUAUCUUGCAUUUAUUACUAUUUGUAAGUUGAGUUGUAAGUAUUCACUUGAGACAAUUUUUACCCAAAUAUAUUACUAAUUUUUUCCUAGUCUUCAAGUACAUGUGCUGCAAUCCCUGUAUAAUUAAUUGCCUCUUCUUGGCUCGAUUCAGCAAGGGGAGAUAUGUUAAGUAUCACUAAAUAAAAUGGGUUUCAUGUUUUAUUUUUGAAAUGGUAUUUUGCUAGAAUAUGUUGAAAAGACGAAUUUAAUUUUUUCCUUUUUGAAGUAAUUGAUUGAAUGAAAGUAUCCAAAAAUACGGUAGUAUACCGGUUAAAGUUAAACCUUAAACUUCUUGAAAGCUCACAUCAGAGACGCUCACUGAUAUGCAUAUUUUGCCAGCUUCUUUCGUUUAUGGCGGUUGAUUAACUUUUUUCAUCUUAUAUAUAUGUGUACUUUCACGGUUUAUUCCUCUGUCCCGGUCUAAAUAUGGAAAUCCUAUUUAUUGGUGUCAAUAAAAUCUAUCCAUAUAAUUUA
Messenger RNA from Styela clava, 2052 nucleotides. Its product is annotated as calcineurin B homologous protein 1-like. Gene Ontology annotation, molecular function: calcium ion binding. The record is from RefSeq and is a predicted model, not a curated record. Lineage: Eukaryota; Metazoa; Chordata; Ascidiacea; Stolidobranchia; Styelidae.